Molecule: messenger RNA, 1657 nt
Organism: Xenopus laevis (African clawed frog)
Lineage: Eukaryota; Metazoa; Chordata; Amphibia; Anura; Pipidae
Gene: calcoco2.L
Product: calcium-binding and coiled-coil domain-containing protein 2
Exons: 14
Coding region: 103-1533 (476 amino acids)
Source: RefSeq, a predicted model, not a curated record
AACACCUAUUUACUUUCGUUUUAUAAGAAACUGGAGAAGUGGUCGGUCACCUGCUGCCCCUUUCUGUACGUCUGUCCCUACAUUGUGACAUGUGCCAUGUAAAUGGCUGACCCCAAGUCCUGUGAUGUGCCCCCCACUUCCCUGCUGCAGCCGGAGGAGAGAAACUACUCCCAGGUGAUCUUCAGCAGGAUGGAGAAGUCCUUUGAGCCUGGCACGGAUAUCGUCUGUUACUUCACCUUCACUGCAGAGUUUCAGCCUGCGAGGAAGGACUGGGUGGGCAUCUUUAAGGUGUCCUGGAAGACAACUAGAGAGUAUUAUACCUGGAUCUCCGCUGAGUGUGAUGAGCAGGGGCUGGAGAAGCAUGUGACCUUCAAAGCUUAUUACUUGCCCAAGGAUAAUGAUGACUAUUACCAGUUUUGUUACGUGGAUCAUAAGGGUGAGGUGCGAGGGGUCAGCAUCCCCUUCCAGUUCUGCCCCAAAGUCCAGGAGGAAGAUGAGGAGAACAUUCUGCUGGUGACCACAGAGGAGGAGGCACAAAGGAUGAAGGAAAAGCUAAGUGAGCUAGAGGAGACCAGUAUCCAACUGCAGGAAAAGCUUGAGGCUGCGGAGAAGAAGAAUUGCGUCCUGCAGCAGGAGGGCACACGGGUGGCUUCCCAACAGAAGAACCUGAUUGAGUCCCUGCAGGCCCAGCACUUGGGAUGGUCCAACAAAACCGACGGGCUGAAGCAACAAAAUCAGGAGGCGCGCAGACAGCUGGAGGAGGAAAGAUGCAGGAACAGGUCUCUGCAACUGAAGUUGGCGUCUGAGGAAGAGGAGCAAGUGAGACUGAAGGACGAGACUAGAUCUCUGCAGCUGGAGCAAAACCAGAUAAAGGAGGAGAACAUGAACCUUCACCAACGUAUAAAAGAUAUGGAGUCGGCACUGAAGGAAUCCUCCGAGGAAGCGAAAAAUCAUGCAGAGGAGGUGCAGGUGCUAAAGGGAGAGCUAAGGGAUGCAAAGGAAGGACAUCAGCUGCUGCAGGAGCAGCUACAAGACACCCAGUUGGAGAAGAAGAAGGAUCAGGAUUCAAUAGACUUGCUGACUAAAGAGGUGACUGAUCUUGGGCAGAUCCUGGAGAGAAAGGAGAAGGCGCUGGAAACCGCAGGAAAGCAGUUCACUCGGCUGCAGAGAGAGCAGGCAACUCUGCUGCAGGAAAUGCAGGAUUUAAACUGCACCGUGGAACUGCGAGAGGAUGAAAUCAGCGACAUGCAAAAACAGCGCCUGAGAGACGGAGAAGAGAUUGAGAAGCUGAGUCGGUUGCUCUACCAGAAAUCGACAUCCACCCCCGGGGGCCAAGGCCUGUAUUUCCCAAACCCUUAUGAAGGAGAAAGUCUUGUUUCUUUGGGGAAUGAGCCCCAGAGCAGAGAAGCCCCUGGAGGCAGCAGUGGGGUGCGGCAAGAACAAAUGAAGUGCCCGGAGUGCGGCUGGGAGUUUCAGGAUUCCCAGGUGUAUCUGGAUCAUGUGAUGUGCCAUGGCCUGGACUCAAUGGAGUAGCGUUAGUCUCCCCUCUAUGGACACGGUUAGAAUUGGGACUGAGCAGAGAGCUGAGGCUUUUUACCCACUUACCUUUUCUUGUCCCGUUCCUUUGUGAUUAAUACAGACACACAGUGUUAUACAA